Molecule: messenger RNA, 267 nt
Organism: Fulvia fulva
Lineage: Eukaryota; Fungi; Ascomycota; Dothideomycetes; Mycosphaerellales; Mycosphaerellaceae
Product: Alpha-ketoglutarate-dependent dioxygenase oryG
Exons: 2
Coding region: 1-267 (88 amino acids)
Cellular component (GO): cytoplasm
Molecular function (GO): 2-oxoglutarate-dependent dioxygenase activity
Source: RefSeq, a predicted model, not a curated record
AUGCACGAGCUUCAUUCAGAUGAGUCGGAGCGCUUAUUGGCUCUGUUCAAGAACACAGUUUACGAGAAUCACUAUCUGACUGUAAGAUUCAAAUGGAGGAAUUCGAACGACCUUGCCAUCUGGGAUGACAGGAGCACUUUCCACACUGCUACCUACGACUACGACGGCCUUGGAGACAGAUUCGGUAACCGAGCCGUUGGUAUUGGCGAAGCACCUGACAUUGACCCAGACAGUAAGACAAGGCGUGAAGCAUUGUCGGAACCGUAG